Messenger RNA from Priapulus caudatus, 6445 nucleotides. RefSeq lists its product as uncharacterized. The record is from RefSeq and is a predicted model, not a curated record. The transcript has 29 exons. NCBI's taxonomy places the organism in Eukaryota, Metazoa, Priapulida, Priapulimorpha, Priapulimorphida, Priapulidae. The coding region runs from base 272 to 4999 and encodes 1575 amino acids. Gene Ontology annotation, molecular function: heme binding; peroxidase activity. Gene Ontology annotation, biological process: response to oxidative stress.
GGGUCAGUGAGGUAGCAUUUCCAGGUGGCCACUCGGGUGUGAACGUCUAAAGAGAUGCGAUAGGCAUAUAGGCAUCGCUCAUUUGCCUGCAGUCCUUGUUAUCUAGUGAAGCCGGUAUUAUUACGUGCAGAGGCCGUGUGGUCAUUUCGCACGAGAGGAGAGAGAGAGGGUGAGAGAGAAAUUGAAAGAGAGAGAGAGACACUGUGCCAGCCAGGAAGCGACGACCAGAAAUACAACUGUAGAUUAGCCAAGCAGCUAGCUAGCAGGCAGCAUGAGGUGCGGCACACAGUUGUGGUUGGUGGCCGUAGUGCUGGCUAUCGGGUGUGCGCAGGACAACAACGAUGCGUCGCGAACCGGAAGCCACAGGCGACGUGCGACACGGUUGCAGUUGACGCCAUUUGGUAACAACGGAUACCGGAUAGAGUCGGUCCCUGUGCUGCAGACGCCGCGGCCAAGCGCGUCGACCAUCGGCGUCGUCAAAGCGCCACAUGUGACACACGACGAGCUAGCGCUCGCCAUCGCCGUGGGAACUCAGUCCGUCAACGCCAUGCAGCGGUUAGAGAGAGAAAUUCUCGAAAAAGGGCUUAUAGAGAAGGCAACCUUCGAUGUGCAUCUACAGAACUCAGUGAGCAGCAGGACGUCGGCGCGGGCCAAGAAAGAGUCGGUGUCGGCGCUGGUCUCUAUCGAAGCGACAAAAUUGCUAGCAGAGCGAUUGGGACUUGACGUCAACGACGUUGCGAACCUGCAGCUGUUGAAUCUGACGAACACGCUGCUGCACGACGUGUGUCCGUACACGGCCAUCAUCCCGCCGUGCGUGCCUGAGAGAUACCGCACCGCCGACGGCUACUGUAACAACGCGGUCAACCCGCGAUGGGGAAGUUCGCACGUCAACCUGCGCAGGAUGGCGCCACCGGCGUACGAAGACAACGUCGACUUUAUGCGUACGAGAAGCGUGGACGGCUCCCUGCUACCUUCGCCACGGGUUGUCAGUCUUGGAAUGCACCCCACGGACAGCGAUCUUCACGGCAAGGUAUCGGUGAUGGUAAUGCAGUGGGGUCAGUUUCUGGAUCACGACAUCACGCACACUCCAAUCAUGACAGAUUCUAACAGCCAGGCUAUAGACUGCUGCCAGGAGGAUUCCGCUCUUUAUACGGGCUGUCAGCCGAUAGUAGCGCCACCAGAUGAUCCCUUCUACUCGGAGCACCGGGAUUUCUGCAUUAAUUUCGCACGAUCAACACCGGCGCCCCGAUUCGGGUGUGCCUUAGGUCACCGAGAGCAAAUGAACAUUCUUACAUCCUUCAUUGAUGGCUCACAGGUGUACGGUAACACGCAAUCGACAGCCGACACCCUUAGAGAAGGAGAAGGAGGUAGAUUAAAGGGAAAGCCGCAUCCUGCUGGCAGCCAUUACAAGCACCUACUCCCAUCAAAUAAGGACAACGCCGACUGCAAGCGUAUCUCUAAGAGCGACAAGUGUUUCCUAGCUGGUGACGACCGAGUAAACGAACAUGUCGGACUCAUGUCUAUGCACACCGUCUGGAUGCGAGAGCACAACCGCAUCGUUGCCGAGCUGGAACGCCUUAAUCCACACUGGGACGACGAGCUGCUCUAUCAGGAAGCAAGAAAGAUCGUAGGAGCGGAACUUCAGCACAUCACAUUCAGUGAAUGGCUUCCGAUUGUACUCGGAAGAGAGGAGAUGAGCCGUCACGCCGAGGAUCUAUCACUGGCGAAAGAUGGCUAUUACGAUGGCUACGAUAUUAACAGAGACCCAGGAAUCUACAACGAGUUCGCGACGGCUGCGUUCCGCUUCGGCCACACCCUCAUUCCCAGCUUCCUCAACCGUGUGGAUCCGCCACUGACGCACGCUGAACCGCUGUUAAUGCGCAAUGCCUUCUUCAGCCCUUCCACGAUCUACCGAACGGACGCCACCGGUGGCAUCGACGCCAUCUUGAGAGGAAUGUGCGCACAGAACGUGGAGAGGGCCGACAUGAAGGUCACGACCGAAAUCCGAGACCACUUGUUUCAGGAACAUGGUAAGAGGUACGGAAUGGACCUGAUUUCGCUUAACAUCCAGAGAGGAAGAGACCACGGCCUUCCUGGCUACAACACUUACAGACAUAUGUGUGGUCUUCCUCUUGCUAAAAACUUUAACGACCUGAGGGAUGUAAUGGAUGAAGAAAGCAUCAUAGGGUUUAAACGCAUAUAUAGCAACGUCGACGACAUCGACUUCUUCACGGCCGGCCUCGCCGAGCGUAAGCUGAACGGCGCGCUGCUCGGCCCGACGUUCGCCUGCAUCAUCGGCCGACAGUUCACGGCCCUGCGACGCGGCGACCGUCUAUGGUACGAGAACAACGACGCCGUCAGCCGCUUCUCUCCCGAGCAGCUGGCCGAGAUCCGCCAUGUGACGCUCUCGAGCGUGCUGUGCAACGUCGCCGACAACAUCACCCGCGCUCAGCCACAGAUCUUCCUCAUGCCCGACAUGUUCACGAAUGACUUUGUAGACUGUUCACAUUUACCAAUGGUGGAUUUAAGCAAGUGGGAAGAUACAGAGUACAAGAUGCCGAUUAGGCUGCAUAGCAGUCAGGUGGCGCAAUCAGUGAAGGAAGCUCACAGCAACGUCCAGAACAUCGUUCAGCUAGAGAAGCAAGCCUACGAACUCGGGUUCGGAAGAGUACUGAGUCCACGCGACUCUCUCAGCAGGCAUGCUUCGUUCAUGAAGUCAACUCCAUAUAUCCAGCUACUGAGUCAGGCCUCCAAAGUUCUCAUCAACGCUACCGGCAUUCUGGUGUCGCUGAAUUCACUGACGCGUGCUGACGUACUCGAUCGUCUGGCAUCCGUCUCACUGCCGGACAAUCUCAUUCCUCCCGAGCCUGACGCGUGUGUCGCCUCAACACCGUUCAUCGCCUGUGAUAUCACGAGCAAGUUUCGCACGAUAAGCGCACGCUGCAACAACCUAGGCGAUCCUGAAGCUGGAACCGCGCUCAGGCCGCUUACUCGUGUGCUGCCACCAGCAUACGAUGACGGUAUCAAUGCUCCCCACGUUGCUGGCAACCAGGGCAGGCGUCUGCCAAGCGCCAGGUCCGUGAGCCUUCGCAUUCAUGAGGAUAUCAGCAAGUCACACCUCGCAUACACACUCGCACUGAUGCAGUGGGGACAGUUCGCAGAUCACGACAUCACGCACACGCCACUUUCUAGAGGUUUCAACAACUCGGUGCUGGACUGCUCAAACUGUAACAGCUUCACUACAGUCAGCACCGAAUGCUUUCCCAUCGAGGUGCCGAGAGACGAUCCAUUCUUCCCAAUAACGACCCCGGAAGGAAAUCGGAAAUGCAUGGGCUUUGCCCGCUCUAGUCCUAUUAGCCUCCGCUUUGGUCCUCGGCAGCAGAUGAACGCCAUUACGUCGUACCUAGACGCGUCCAACGUGUACGGAUCGGAUACAUGCAGAGCGACCCUGCUGAGAGAAUUCAGAGAUGGCAAGCUACGGACAGUGCCUAACAGCGAUGGACUGAAGCCACUGCUGCCUCCGCAUGCGCUCGACGAUGAUUGUAAGAAUGAGGACAAGGCUCUGUGCUUCCUUGCCGGCGACCUGCGCGCCAACGAGCAGCCAAUGCUGUCCGUCAUGCACCUGCUGUGGGUGCGCGAGCAUAACAGGAUCACUGAGCGGCUGACCAAUCUCAACCCACACUGGAGCGACAAUCAGCUGUACGAGGAGGGGCGACGCAUCGUCGGAGCGAUGCACCAGCACAUCACCUACCACGAGUUCUUGCCACGCGUGCUCGGAGUCACGACGAUGGACAGAUACGGAUUGACAUUGAAAUCGUCCGGCUUCUACGACGGAUACGAUCCAUCAUGCGACGUCACCAUCUCCAACGAGUUCGCGACGGCCGCAUUCCGAUUUGGUCACAGUCUGAUCAAGGAUGUCUUCAAACGCUUCAACACCGUAUUCCGCGAGAAGUACGCACCGGUCGGACUCAUAUUCAACUUCUUCAAUCCGGAGGUGCUGCGAGACAACACGAAUGGCGGCGUUGACUCGCUGAUCCGUGGCCUGAUCACCGUCGUUGCCGAGAGUGCAGACCGCCAUCUUGUGAAGAGUAUCACCAACCACCUGUUCGAAGAGCGCGGGAAGCCAUUCAGCGGACUCGACCUGGGCGCGAUGAACAUACAGCGAGGACGCGACCACGGCCUACACGGCUACAACGAUUACAGAGAGUCCUGUGGUCUGCAUAGAGCACGUUCAUUUAAUGAUCUAUCCCGUGAGAUUUCGGACAGCAACGUCAUCAACAAGCUGUCACGAACCUAUGAAACCGUUGAUGACAUUGACCUGUUCACGGGUGGUCUUGCUGAGGACCCGAUGAUGGGGGCGCUGAUCGGACCCACGUUCGCCUGCAUUAUUGCCGAGCAGUUCCAACGUCUGCGCAAGUGCGAUCGCUUCUGGUAUGAAACGGGCGACCACGUAACGCGGUUCACUUCAGCUCAACUCACCGAGAUCCGUAAGACGACACUUGCAAAGAUGCUAUGCGUGAAUUCUGACAACAUUCCCGUCAUCCACCCAUACGUCAUGUCGCUUCCAGACGACGUGCUAAACGCGCCUAUCGCCUGCGACACGCUGGACAGUGUUAACUUGAGACAUUGGCGAGAGGGCGCCUUCUGCACGGGUGUAGGUGGCAGCAGUGGUCGUGUGCGUGCAGGCACGACGCAACGCAUCAGCCCCUGCAAAGCAUGCUUCUGUCCGAGCAAUGGCAACACGGCUAUCUGCAACACGAUGAAGAUCAGCAACUGCUACGAGCUGCUGACGCAGUACUCGUCGGACGAACUGAACGCAGACGACGCGUGCGUGACGCAGUGCGCUUACGUCGUGCGUGCGUUCGUCAUUGAGACGCCGCUCACGGUCGGCAAGGGCGACUCCAACUUCAUAACGCAGAAUCGCGAGCCGUUUGCCAACGCGGCGACGGGCAGGGGCGGACGCAUCGGCGAUGGCUUCAGCUUCUCAGGCGGGUCGUAACAGUAGUACAGUGGAGGGCCGCAGGUGUGCUAAGAGCAUACCAGCAAUACAGAAACAAAACGAUGCCGGCCCUACAUUGAUUGAGAUUUGCACUAGUGGAGAGAGAGAGAGAGGGGGAGGGGUUGUCUGUUUAUUGUUCGUGGAAUCACCGCUGUCCUAGAUAACAGAACGUAACGGCCUGUCUAGUUUGAAGUUGUGAACUACCGCUAGAAUCCCCACCCUCUCUAUGUUUCCACUGUAUCAACCAUGCUUGAGCAGCAGGUAACGUAACGUUGUAAUGUCCGAGUAUACCGUAUAUGGACCUAUGUAUGCUUGUAUGCUUGACAUCUUGUGAGGACGCGAACUCAAUACUCGCAGAUAAUAGGACAGUUAUAAAAUAGUAAGUCGCGUGACAACGCGUAAAUUACGAAGUGUUUUCUAGCACCGUGAUUUCGCACGACUUUGUAUAUAAAUCUCAUAACAAUAGUCAUGUUACUAUGUCAUCUACCUUUAGUAAACGGGCGUAUGCUCAUGCUGGUACUGAAUAAAGUCAUAGUUACUAAUAUGAGCUAAACCCAUUAACAACACUACUUGACAAACGUCGUUACGAUGUACAAAAGCUUAUAUUAACGCAGCCGGCUCCCACGACAUAUUAUGUUGUAUGCAGGCGCACUUUGGUUUUAAUACCAGUAUCCUAAAUAGCCCUAUAACAAAUUACCUAGUGGUGAACGAUGCUCAUCUCAACUGUUUUACAGCAAGGUUAGUGAGAAUGGUUUACCAGCACCCUGUUGACCAGCUGUCCAGUUUGGACAUAGCUAUCCCGCUCGAAUGUUAUCAAACUAUUAAGUAGGAGUAGACAUGAAAGGCUAUGUUGUAAUCGUGCCAUGUCUUUUUUAUUAUGAACACGAUUACCGGUACGUUAUGAAUCGUUGGACAUAUGAAAUAACAUCAAAUUCGUUAACUUGAAGUAGUUGUAAUCAACCGUGUUUCUGACCAUACAAAGAGUUCACAUUUUAUUUUGUACACCGAUGUCUCUCGCAAUCGUGAUAGAUGUAAUUAUAAUGUGGCAUUUAGGUAAUUUUUCUGUCAUCUCAUGUAAAUAACGUGCAGAACACAUUACUAUGUGCAUAAAAUAGAAGUCUGACUGUCUAACCAUGAGGUUAAGCGGCCAGUCAGACCAUUUUUUAUACUUUUUUAUGAAGCGUGAUCAAUGUGUGAAUGUACAAAACUAAUGUUCACUGUUAGAAAAAAACGCAGUCAUUUUAAAGAAUUGAUGAUGAAUGUUUUUAGAUCUCACAGAUAGUGUGGCUUUACUUCACUAACUUGGUUUUACGCUGUAAUGUACUGAAUUUAUAUAAUUACGCGCCUAUGUGUGCAGUAAUCAUAUCUUGCUAUGUGCAUGUAUGUAAAAAUGAUCGUCUGAGAGUAUACAGCUAUAUUAAUAAAAGCUGAUGCAUUUAUAUAUUA